AUGAAGUACGCGUAUGCUCUCGCUGCCCUGGCCGCUGUCGUCGCCGCCCAGGUUGACCCUACCAUCAUCCCCGAGUGCGCUCGUCAGUGCUUGCUGGACGCCACUUCCUCGGCCACCAGCUGCAAGGCGGGCGACUACGUCUGUUCCUGCGAGCCCGCCAACAAGUCUGCCAUCCAGGCCGCCGCCACUGGCUGCGUCGUCGGAGCCUGCGGUGCCGACGUUGCUCUGAACCAGGUCCUUCCCGCCUCCGACAAGCUUUGCGCCGCCGCUUCGGCCGGCUCUGGCAUGUCUGCCUCAGCUUCCGCCUCCUCCUCGGCCGCUGCCUCCUCGGCUGCCUCUGCUGCCUCUUCGGUCCCCCCCGCCAGCAUGCCUUCCGUUGCCUCCACCACGGCCGUGACCGUCACUGCCUCUCCCUCCGCCAGCAGCGUUGUCGUCACCUCUACCCGCGCCAGCAACGGCACCGCCUCUGCCUCUGGCACCGCUUCCGGUACCGCUGCCGCUACCACCUCCGCCGUCCAGGCUGGCGCUGCUGGCCUUGCCCCCAUCGGCGGUCUUGCCAUGCUGGUUCUCGGUGCUCUUGCCAUCUAA
Messenger RNA from Colletotrichum abscissum, 588 nucleotides. RefSeq names its product CFEM domain-containing protein. The record is from RefSeq and is a predicted model, not a curated record. The transcript is spliced from 2 exons. NCBI's taxonomy places the organism in Eukaryota, Fungi, Ascomycota, Sordariomycetes, Glomerellales, Glomerellaceae. Bases 1 to 588 code for a protein of 195 amino acids.